UUAUCUCGCAAUAACAAGUGCAAGAUUUGUGACAGCAAAUUGUUGUCGACGCCCAGUUACUUGUGAGUCUUUGCUUUUUAAUUUUACGUGUAUAAUUAAAACAGCAAUAAUAUAACUGUGUAAAGUGUAAAGAAUUCAUCACGUGACGUAUCAUAGAAUUAUUGGGAAUAAAUUAAAUAGAACCGAUUGUCUUUGUCAUCCAAAAAGAGCAAUACAAAAUGCAGACAAUAAAAUGUGUGGUAGUGGGUGAUGGUGCUGUAGGUAAAACAUGCUUGCUGAUUUCGUAUACGACAAACAAAUUCCCUUCCGAGUAUGUUCCAACAGUCUUUGAUAAUUACGCUGUUACUGUAAUGAUCGGUGGCGAGCCAUAUACUCUAGGAUUAUUUGACACAGCAGGACAAGAAGAUUAUGAUAGACUUAGACCUUUAAGUUAUCCUCAAACAGACGUUUUUUUAGUCUGUUUUUCAGUAGUUUCUCCGUCUUCAUUUGAAAAUGUUAAAGAAAAGUGGGUACCGGAGAUAACUCAUCAUUGUCAAAAAACACCAUUUCUAUUAGUGGGAACUCAAAUUGAUUUACGAGACGACGCUGCAACAAUUGAAAAACUUGCAAAGAAUAAACAAAAACCUAUAACUGGAGAACAAGGAGAGAAAUUGGCGAAAGAAUUGAAAGCUGUCAAAUAUGUUGAAUGUAGUGCUCUUACACAGAAAGGUCUUAAAAAUGUUUUUGAUGAAGCAAUUCUUGCGGCAUUGGAACCGCCUGAGGUAGUGAGGAGAAGAAAGUGCGUUAUUUUGUAGGAGGUUUUAGACACUUUCUUUUCAUAUUAUCUUCAAACAAUUGGCUUUCUUCGCCCGAUAUUGUAAGUCACACAUCUACGAUCUUCAUGAUAAUAUAUUUGAUGAGUAUCUUGCGACAAAUUAAAUGAAGACUUGAUUAAUUUUUUAAAUUAACACUUUACCAAUGAUUGCUUUUGGUCUUUAGCGUUUUAUCACACAAUUGUCUGAUACUUUAAAAAAUAAAAACUCGACCUUGAAUAUGUAAACGUGAAAAAUCGUGUGAGCAUUUAUGAGAUUGCGGCAUAUCUACCUCAAUUUACACGAUUUUUCGAUGUUUAUAUUAAUUUUUUUCAUGAAAAAUUAAUGAAAAAUAAUAGGGAAACAAUUUUUUAACAUUGUUUAAAUUUUUUUAAAUGUGUAACAAAAAUGAAUUUACAUUAAUUAUAAUAGUGUUUAUACGUGAUUUUUUACUGAAACUUUUUUCUUUAGGGCGGAAUACAUAUUAUAGACUAUGAAUACUUUGUACAAGUUGCUUAAAACAAACAAGCUAAGAAAAAACAAAAAAAAAAUGGAAUCAUGAAGUGAAAAAGUAUAAAAAAAAAUUAAUGAUAAUUAUAAUAAGAUAAAAAGUAAUUAAGAAAAUUUACUAUACUUGACUGGAGCAAUACCUUUGCUAGUGGUAAUCACCGCAAGGUAGAUGAACCAGCCUUUCAAAUAUUUAAUAAAUGAGUAAGGCAUUUUUAUUGAUAAGUUACUAAUGUGAAUUUUUUAAUAAACCGGUAAUCGAAUA
Messenger RNA from Chelonus insularis, 1563 nucleotides. It is a transcript of the gene Cdc42, whose product is annotated as Cell division cycle 42. The transcript is spliced from 5 exons. Gene Ontology annotation, biological process: Cdc42 protein signal transduction; establishment or maintenance of cell polarity; endocytosis. NCBI's taxonomy places the organism in Eukaryota, Metazoa, Arthropoda, Insecta, Hymenoptera, Braconidae. Gene Ontology annotation, molecular function: protein kinase binding; GTP binding; GTPase activity. The record is from RefSeq and is a predicted model, not a curated record. The coding region runs from base 219 to 794 and encodes 191 amino acids.